Molecule: messenger RNA, 882 nt
Organism: Macrosiphum euphorbiae (potato aphid)
Lineage: Eukaryota; Metazoa; Arthropoda; Insecta; Hemiptera; Aphididae
Source: the annotation of a GenBank genome assembly
AUGCUGUUUUGUCCGGAUUUCCGCAGGUACGUUGCCGUGGUUCAUCCUCAGAUCAACCGGAUAUGGUGCAGGAUGGAGACCACUCUGUCGGCGAUCGCGUUAGGCUACCUGGUGUGCCCGAUUAUCUGCAUACCAAGCUACCUGUCGUUCAACCUGUUCUCUCGAGUGGAGACCUUGGACGCGAACGGCAACCGUCCGGCGUCUGCGCUGCAGUCAGCGUUGAGGCGGGCCAAUAACGGCACCGAUGCCCACACCGGUCAAGGCGCCGGCGGAGGAGGCUUUAGCAUAAGCACCAGUGGAGGUGUUGGUGAAGUAGGUGGAGGUGGUAACGACAGCGGUGGGCCUCUGCGCAACGUCACCCUAUACUACGUCAACGUCAGUGACCUUGCCACGUCCACGUAUCUGGCAGACAUCAAUUUCUGGGUGUACAGCGUCGUCAUCAAGAUCAUACCGUGCGUGGCGCUCACCGUUCUCAGCCUGCGACUGAUAUGCGCGCUGCUGGAGGCCAAACGCCGCCGUGCCAAGCUGACGGGCAGUGGUCGCAAGUCGGCCGACAAGGAGCGGCAAACGGACCGGACCACCCGGAUGUUGUUGGCCGUGCUCUUGUUGUUCCUGAUCACCGAGUUCCCGCAGGGCAUAUUAGGCCUGCUCACGCUGCUGCUCGGCAAGCGGUUCUUCCAGGACUGCUACCAGAACAUGGGCGAGGUUAUGGACAUGCUGGCGCUGGUCAACUCGGCCAUCAAUUUUAUACUGUACUGCGUGAUGAGCCGGCAGUUCCGCAACACGUUCAGCCUGCUCUUCCUGCCGUCCUGGAUCUCCAAGGCCGAGUCACAGGCUCUGUCACACGGUAACCCAACCACCACGCAAGUCACGCAAGUCUAA